This is a messenger RNA of Selaginella moellendorffii, 901 nucleotides long. RefSeq lists its product as uncharacterized. The record is from RefSeq and is a predicted model, not a curated record. Lineage: Eukaryota; Viridiplantae; Streptophyta; Lycopodiopsida; Selaginellales; Selaginellaceae. The transcript has 2 exons. Bases 23 to 772 code for a protein of 249 amino acids.
UAGGGUUUCAAAAGGAAGGACAAUGGCUUUGCCCAUGGUGAGUGGUGAGUAUAGUCUAGAGGAGAUCUUGCAGCGGUGGAGCAAUCACCAGUGGCUGUUCAAGUGGCAAAGUUUCUUCUACGCGCUGGGCUAUUGGCCACUUGUUUUCCAAUCUCUUCUCAGCAUCUUGGCGAUCCUCAAUCUUGAAGGCAAUCCAGAUAAACAGGGCCUUGAUCUCCAGUUCUUCCUCACACUAGUCCCUUUGAUCUUCUGUGAGAUGCUAGCGGUGAUCUGGGGCAUCAACUUCAACACCAUCUACACUCUCAUCAUGCUCGCCUCUGGUCUGACUGGAAUCCUUUCGAUGGCAUGGACAAAUCCCACGAUUGAACUGUCCAAGGCAAGCUUGUGCUUCGUGGGCGUGCUCAACAUGGCCUGGCAGCUCAUGCUCGAGUUCAAUGAUCCUUGGAUCUUCAGCUAUGCCUGGUCGAUCGUUCUGCCCACUUUCGCUGGCACCACCGCCCUUUCCUCUCUUGCAAUCUUCUUGCUGCGGAGCAAAUGGUCGAUUCAGUUGGACGUCUUCUCCGGGACGCUGGCCGUGGCAUACGCGCUGCUCCUCUCUCCCAACUUGCUGGAGUCUCCAUGGCACCUUGUCGCAAACUCGAAGAUGGCGAGAGCCAUACAGAGGCUCCGGGAAGUAGCUUUCAUCACAGGGAAUGAUCUACCAAAGGAUCUUGCAUCGUUAACAAUCUCCAAUCCAUUGAUAUGGAUCCAAGAUAUGGUUCACACGUUGUGAAGAUCACACAGCAUAAUUCGAAACAAUAGCAUAUAAGUCUAUGACGACAUUUGUUUCCAAAGCUCGAGGAUGAAGGAUGAAAAAACAUUAAGCAACUUUCUCAAGGAAUCAAGCCCGAUAUUGGAUUAA